Didymodactylos carnosus is the source of this 843-nucleotide messenger RNA. NCBI's taxonomy places the organism in Eukaryota, Metazoa, Rotifera, Eurotatoria, Philodinida, Philodinidae. The record is from the annotation of a GenBank genome assembly.
AUGACAGUCGUAACGGCUGACGUAAUACGUUGGCCGGAUUUACCCAGGUCGAUCGUUCCGGCCGCCGGAAUCGACCGGUUUCGUUCAAAUGCUUUAUUAACAUACGACGUACGUUUAGGAUACAAAACUGAUGAAAACGAUUUCAAUGAUAAAACAUCACAAUGGAAGCUUUAUGCAAAGUCCAGAGAAACUCGUCGUUUGGAUUGCAAACCGAUUAAUCAUGGACUUAAAACUGAUCCGGUAUACAUUUGUGAACAGUUAGCAUUUCUUGAACUUGCGGCUCUAAAGUAUCCAUAUUAUUUGAUAAAUUUACAAAUUGUUGGCGACAAAGAUUAUUCGCAAAAUAUCGGAAAAUUGAUGUCAUUGGAUUUUGUUGUGACUCCAUUGGAGUGGUUUACUCUUUUAUUUCCAUCGAAUUGGUUUCAAAUAUUUACUGAGAUUCGACAAGGCCUGUUCUUCUGUGUUCUAUUAACCUUUUGGUUGGUUUUUGCCGGUGAACAUGUUAUUGGAGCUUCAUUUCGUUUUGGUUCAUUAUUAAUUGCCACAAUUAUUUGUGCUAUUUUGACAGUCAUUUGGUUUUGUCUAAGUCAAUUUUAUGAAACUCAUUGGAUAUGGGAACACGAGAAUACACCACCAAAAAUUCAUUAUUCUGGCGCAUUCAUUACAGGAGUUUAUGGAAUGUGGAACUUGUAUGUGUUUGCCAUCCUUCUCUUAUUCUCUCCAUCGGCGUCCAAUAUUGUAGAAGAUUUAGUCGAACUGAAUCCGGCUGGAAGUAUCGUUGAAUUAUGUGACACAGCUAAUCCAUCUUUUUAUCAUGUUAUUAGUAAAACUGCUCUUGAAUGA